Messenger RNA from Lycium barbarum (goji berry), 1392 nucleotides. RefSeq lists its product as uncharacterized. Lineage: Eukaryota; Viridiplantae; Streptophyta; Magnoliopsida; Solanales; Solanaceae. Gene Ontology annotation, biological process: telomere maintenance; DNA repair. The record is from RefSeq and is a predicted model, not a curated record. Gene Ontology annotation, molecular function: DNA helicase activity. The coding region runs from base 1 to 1392 and encodes 463 amino acids. The transcript has 6 exons.
AUGACUCCAACUGUUUGCCAACUUCAGUUGCAUCUUGAUGGACAACAAUUUGUUUCUUUCAAAAAUAACCAACGUGUGGAACAAAUAGUAAACAAUCCAAUGAUAAAGAAAAUGAUGUUAACUGAAUUUUUCCUAAUGAACAGAACUGAUGAGGAUGCUAUGAAUCUCAAUUUACUAUAUAAAGAGUUCCCAGAGUAUUUUGUAUGGUCACCAACAUACAAAAUGUGGUCACGACGAAAACAACGUACUGCUAUUGGAUGCAUUGUCACAUGUCAUCCAUCCGAAAGAAAAAGAUAUUAUCAUAGGUUACUUCUAAUGAACGUAAGAGGACCUAAAUCAUACGAAGACCUUCGUACAGUGAAUGGCAGAUGCUACACUACAUUUAGGGAAGCCACAGAAAAAAAAGGCUUAUUACAUUCGGAUAACAAUUUAAUUGAAUGUAUGUCUGAAGCUGUAACCUAUCAAAUGCCUUAUAGUUUAAGAGGGUUAUUUGCAACAUUGUUAGUUUACUGCAAUCCUUUUAAUCCAAAAGAACUUUGGGAAAAAUUUGAAGACUCUAUGUCAGAAAAUUUCAGAACAAUUCCAAAUGCAGGAAAAAAAGUUAUUCAAUGUUUAGUUUUCACUCACAUCAAUGAAAUUCUACUUUCAAUGGGACGUAACAUAAAUGAAUUCAAAUUUAUAUCUCAAAAUAUUACAUCUUCUAGACCAACCAAUGAGGCAAAAGAUGUUCAUUUUGAAAGAAAUAUAGUACCAGAGGCCUUUUUCAUUGACGGGCUAGGUGGAACUGGAAAAACUUUCUUAUAUCGAGCUUUGUUGGCUGCUGUAAGAAUGAAAGGAUUUAUAGCUUUGGCAACUGCAAGUUCUGGUGUCGCAACUUCAAUUCUUCUCGGGGGACGAACAACUCAUUCACGUUUCAAAAUUCCUGUUGACAUUGAUGAGAAUUUUACCUGCAAUAUUAGUAAACAAAGUUCAUUAGCAACUCUAAUUCGAGAUUCAAAGUUAAUUGUUUGGGAUGAAGUCUCAAUGGCAAAAAAGAAAAUGAUAGAAGCUUUUGAUAAACUUUUAAAAGAUCUCAUGAGUACAAACAUACUCUUUGGUGGGAAAAAUGCAGUGAUUGAAUUAGCCAGAAACCAUCUGACUCUUAAGGUAAUAGAUGCUGGAAAAAAAAAACUCUAUGUGGCUAAGAUGCAUCUUCAAUUGGGAAAUUCAAGUGCUGCAUAUAUUAGGACAGAUGCGGUUCAUUCACGUCUUUACGCAGAUAGUUUGGGAUUAAUUCAUGGAGAUAUUAAGUUAUAUGAUCUAGCACCUGAGGAGGAGGAGGAGAGAUUUCACAAGCACUGUUAUGAUCGAACAAUAAAUUAUGGAAGUUUAUUUCUCAUUAUAUCAAGUUAG